AUGGCACUGGAACUCAACGCCGCUACUGCUGCCAGCACGACUGCUUCUACUUUUAAGACUACUGAAGCCGUCGAAUUUGCCGAAUCUAGCCAGUACUUAAUUGCCUCCGAAGGCACAGAUAAUCGAUUGACCGUUGGCCAAACUUCCGACAACGAUUAUUCUGCCAUUGACGCCUCACACGGGACCGUUCCGAGCCUCAUGGCCCCAAGGCGUGACAUGAAGCCACCGAUUCAUCGCCACAAGAGAGCCUCGAGCUCCUUCAAGAUCGUGGACAAAACCACUGCAGACGCCGUUGUUCCCCCGAGUUCGUCUUGUGCCCCCCCACCCAAUGACGAUCCCAACAGCCGCUUCGGCAAGAAGUAUGUUGGCGCAAACGGCGAGACGCAGGCGGUUAUCUUUGACCAGCCGUCAAAACCCGAUGAAAAGCAAUGCGAAGAAUUUCAGAUACUCCCAUCGACCUCUUACAACUCAAGUAGUUUUCCUAGAAACCCUGCUAAAGCCUCCCAGUCAGUCAAGGCUACAGCUGAUGACACUCAUAUUCUGUCAUCGACCACCUUCAAGUCAUCGGAGGCCUUAUUCAAAGUUCCCAAGACUCAGUGCAGCGAUUCGAGAGUAACUGAGAAAGGCCCUAUUCUUUCUUCGACCUCAUACACUGAGCCUGGUUCCGUCCUUGAGAUGCCCUGUGGUGAUGAAGCGUCUUCUGAGGGGAAACAACCCCUGAAUUCGACGUCUAACCCCACUUCUACCCUCUUGCAUGAAGUGCUCAGAACUCCGGCCUCAGAAAAGACGUUGGCUGAAAAGAAGGUUCGCUUCGCUAUUGCGUCUUCCAGCAAGUACGAAAACGACGGUUCCGAGAAUGCAGACUCGGAUGGUUCUGACAGGACUAUCAAGCCAAAUGUUGCCGGUAUGACGGGAGCGCACGAAUCCUUCCUGUCGCCUGUCAUCUGGAACAAGGGAUCUGAACCUAAGAUCUGGAUCAAAGACGGAAAGCCAACGCUCUUUCAGCCGGAAAAGGAGCCAGGUUAUUACACCAACCCUCUUUGGUCUCGUCAAUACCCCGAGGUGCUCUCGAACGAUCAGGGCGUACAUCCCCAUGUCUUCAACUACGCCGAGAGUACCACAUCCACUGAUGGCAGUCAAUACUCCGAAACUCCCGCCACUAACUCGAACGCCAAGUUCGACAGGAAUGCCAACCCCCACAUGAACGACGACACCACCGCAAGUAUGAGCUUCGGCGCGAGCACUCCGAACACCGGCGCUGCGUUCACGGGGACCCCCGGAGACCAGAAUGCUUCGCCGGUUCCUCCAAGCCAGACCUUCUUUGGUCGAAAUGUUCCGGAGCGGUCCAACUUGCCGACUGGGUUUGCCCUGACUCCCCGAUACAGAUCCCAGGUUAAGCUUGAAGUUGGCGGUCGUCGCUUCGUUACCAGCUUCGAGAUUCUCGAGAAGAGCCCCUGGUUCAGACAGCUGUUUUCCAUUGACUUUCGCAACUGGUAUUGCGAUGGCGUCUUUCACAUUGAAAACGAUGGCGAUCUGUUCGCCCACAUUCUUCGGUACUUGCGAACUGAUCUCUACCCGCUUUUCUGGGACGCCCGCAAUGGCUUCGACUAUGCUAUGUACUCUAUGAUCAUGCAACAGGCUCACCAUUACAUGCUCUACGACCUCGAGGCCUGGAUUGCGGCUCGGGAGUUCCAUGAAGUUGUGGAGACCCAGGUUAUACAUCAGAAGCUGAUGAUCCCUCACGAUCAAGCGUGGAUACACGACCAGCGCCUGAUGGGCAAUCACUCUUACAUGAUCUCUGGCGUUGUCGACGAGAACUCUGGCCACAAGGGCAGGGAAGAUAACUUUGAGGGCUUCAAGAUUGACAUGGGCGGCGCGGCUGCUCUUUUUACCACCGAAAAGAUGAUUAAUGUAAACAUGGACAAGCUGCGUCGUGUCUAG
Colletotrichum destructivum is the source of this 1941-nucleotide messenger RNA. Its product is annotated as Putative SKP1/BTB/POZ domain superfamily protein. The record is from RefSeq and is a predicted model, not a curated record. Lineage: Eukaryota; Fungi; Ascomycota; Sordariomycetes; Glomerellales; Glomerellaceae. The transcript has a single exon. Bases 1 to 1941 code for a protein of 646 amino acids.